Messenger RNA from Mycena indigotica, 267 nucleotides. Its product is annotated as CUE domain-containing protein. The coding region runs from base 1 to 267 and encodes 88 amino acids. The record is from RefSeq and is a predicted model, not a curated record. The transcript is spliced from 3 exons. NCBI's taxonomy places the organism in Eukaryota, Fungi, Basidiomycota, Agaricomycetes, Agaricales, Mycenaceae.
AUGUCGGUCCACGAGAUUUCGAAAGCAGGCUUCGCAGAAGGGACCAACGAGUUCUACAACACUGCCCGACCGCGUUAUCCACCAGAAACUUUCAAAAGACUGCGAGCAAAGGUUGCAUCAGAUAGACUUGAUAUCGUCGAAAUUGCCUCUGGAACUGGGUUGUUUACACGCGCAUUGCUGGGGCAUCCAGAUUGGAAAGGAAUUCGCAGUCUUAAUGCAAUCGAGCCAAGCGAAGGAAUGCGCAAACAUUCGCUGAGCACACGGUAG